AUGGGUGUCACUUUACCUACUGUUGCAAGCUACCAAAAUCGACUUGCAAUUGUCAAUAGCAGUACGACUAUGACUCAGUACAAGAAACAAUGCAAGGAAAUGGGAAUUUGUGGACCCUCUCUUUUCAGUGCCCUACCCAAGUCACUUCCAUGUCCGAAAUUAUUCCCUCCAGAUCUCAUGCAUCUUAUCUACAAUACUGGGCAGCUCAUGCUACAGCUAUUCUGGGGAACCAUUGAUCAUAAUAAGGUCUCCAACAAGCCCAGUAACUGGGAUUUCGCAAUAUUGUAUCAUUCUGAUGAUUUUGCCACAUUUGGAAAGGCUGUUGAGCAUGCUAGCCACUUCAUCCUGACCUGCGUUGAAGAUUGUGCUUCUUGCAACCCUGCCGAAAAAAUCAACAGUGGCUACAAGGCUCUGGAGUAUCAUAUACUGAUAUUCAGGCUUUGCACUGGGCUUUUCUAUGGACAAAUGCCUCCCUACCUCUACUGUCAUUUCUGUCCACUUGGCUCUGCUAUCUGUAUCAUCCACCGACGCCACAAAUCAAAACAAGACCUUCUUGGUGCAUGCAAAAAUCUCGCAGAAUUUGUCGUUCUAUAUGAACACUAUUACUAUCAGCACAAGAUGAAUCACCUCCAGUUUGUUCGGCCCUGUAUACAUCUUCUCCUUCACCUGAUUGACAAAACCUUCCGUGUUGGCUCCCUGACUGAACUCUCCCAGUGGACAAUGGAAAGGACUAUCAGCAAUUAUGAGCACCGGAUUCAACUUGACACAAACCCAUAUGGUAAUCUUGGUCAAGAAAUCAUUGAACAAGCUAUGGUCAAUGCCCUUUUUGCAAUGGACUCUUUGCUCCGCUAUCACGAUAUAAAUUGGAAAAGACCUUAA
Marasmius oreades (fairy-ring Marasmius) is the source of this 879-nucleotide messenger RNA. RefSeq lists its product as uncharacterized. The record is from RefSeq and is a predicted model, not a curated record. The transcript has a single exon. Lineage: Eukaryota; Fungi; Basidiomycota; Agaricomycetes; Agaricales; Marasmiaceae. The coding region runs from base 1 to 879 and encodes 292 amino acids.